Ochotona curzoniae (black-lipped pika) is the source of this 1303-nucleotide messenger RNA. RefSeq names its product 5-formyltetrahydrofolate cyclo-ligase. Bases 358 to 804 code for a protein of 148 amino acids. Gene Ontology annotation, molecular function: 5-formyltetrahydrofolate cyclo-ligase activity. Gene Ontology annotation, cellular component: mitochondrion. The transcript is spliced from 3 exons. Lineage: Eukaryota; Metazoa; Chordata; Mammalia; Lagomorpha; Ochotonidae. Gene Ontology annotation, biological process: folic acid-containing compound biosynthetic process; tetrahydrofolate interconversion. The record is from RefSeq and is a predicted model, not a curated record.
GACUCCUCAGCGGACCCAGUCGCCAAAGUCAGGGCGGCCUGCGCUCGCGGGUGUGCGCAGGCGCGUGCUCCCUUGCGUGUGCACGUUCGUCCUUGCGUCCCGGGCACGCUUCGCCGGCGCGCGCACGUCCCCUGCGGCGCGCGCACGUGUCCCUCAGGAACGCUCCCCGGGCGCCAUGGCGGGAAGAGGGUGUGAGGAUGGUGGUUGUUGUGGCUCCAUGAAGGACUGGUGGCUCCCUCUGGGAUGGAAGACACCUGAGGAGCCCUUAGUGGGGCUAAUGAAGUGCCGAGGCGAGAGAGCAGGGUGCUUGCCCAUAGUCAGUACCAGCAGUCGAAAAGGAUCUCCAUCUUUCUGAGCAUGCCGGAUGAAAUUGAAACGGAGGAGAUCAUCAAGGAUAUUUUCCGGCAAGGGAAAACCUGCUUUAUCCCUCGCUACCGAUUCCAGAGCAAUCACAUGGAUAUGGUGAAACUGGAAUCACUGGAAGAAAUUUCCUUACUUCCCAAAACAUCGUGGAACAUCCAUCAGCCCAGUGAGAGUGAUGCCCGGGAGGAGGCCUUGUCGACGGGGGGCCUUGACCUCAUCUUCAUGCCGGGCCUUGGGUUCGACAGGCACGGCCACCGGCUGGGCAGGGGCAAGGGCUACUACGACACCUACCUACAACGCUGCCUGCAGCAGGGCGGGAAGCCCUACACCAUUGCCCUGGCUUUCCGAGAGCAGAUCUGCCCACAGGUGCCAGUGGACAACAGCGACGUGAGCGUGGAUGAGGUCCUCUAUGAGGACUCUGCAGCCUCCCUGGAGUCUUGACCACACGGCUGCAUCUCCCGUGCUGUGGCAGAUCAGAGUGAGUCACGCAUAGCUGCCCCUUUUCCCUCAGGAGCUGAAAUCACAGUCACGUGGAUGCAGACGACGUGGCUAUUCAUGCCAUUCCAAGGUCCCUGUCUUCAAAACUCGGACGUGUGGGGGCAGGCACUGGCUCCAGUGCUUAGGAUGCUGACGAAGGUGUGUCUGCAUCUCAUGUCAGUGCCUGGAUUCCACACCCAUCUCUGGCAUCUCCACAUCCAGCUCCUGAUGAUGCAGGCCCUGGGAGAGUGGGUUCAAGGUCUUGGGUUCUGCUACUCUUUUGGGAGAUCUGUGAUGAGUUUCUGGCUCCUCACUCUAGCCCUGGGCCAUCUGUGGCUGUUGCAGGUAUUUGAGGAGUGAAUUAGCCAAUGGGAAAUACCUUCCACCCCCUUUCUCUUUUUCUCUGACUCUGUGGCUCAUAAAUAAAUAAAUAAAUAAAUAAAUAAAUAAAUAAAUAAAUAAA